GUGCAGCUAAUACAGGAUUACAGGACAUCAUGGACAUGACUCCCACCCCCAGCUCUGGUAAUAGUAACCUGAAUGAAGCCAACAAUUGUGGAGUGGACCUCAGCCAAGAUGCCAUCUACCUUCCUGUAAUCUACAGUAUCUUCUUCAUCAUUGGCACUCCCCUCAAUCUGAUGGCCCUAUUCGGGCUCUAUCGUCUGAUCAAGUCUGAAAACGUCUUACCGGUGUACGUGAUCAACCUGCUCCUUUCGGAUCUCCUCCAACUGUUCACUGUACCUCUAUGGAUUGACUACUAUCGCAGGGGUCACAACUGGCGAUUCGGGUCCACUUCCUGCCAGUUAUUGGGAGUCAGUUUCUACGUCAGCAUUUACACCGGCAUUGCCUUCAUGUGCAUCAUCGCUUUGGAGCGCUACUUGGCCAUCGCCAAGCCUCUGAGAUUCCAAGCAUUGAGAAAGCUGAAGUUUGCACGAUGGAUAGCCCUUAGCAUAUGGGUCGUGGUAGCCGUGCCUCCAUCCAUCGUCUUGCAUAAAAUGCAACCCAACGACAAUCACACCCUGUGUAUCGAGAGCUACCCUUCCAAGGAGGGGUUCAUCAUCUACCGAUUGAUCACCUUAUCCCUGUCCUUCAUCAUCCCUCUCGCCUUCAUCGUGAUCCUCCACCGGAAGACCCUGAGGUCUUUGUCAGCCAUUGGUACCUUGGGAACGGAAGAGAAGCACCGCAUCAGGGGGCUUCUCAUUCUGCUGAUGGUCAUCUUCAUCCUGGUCCUCGGCCCCUACCACAUCACAGGAUGUGUGAAGUACAUUGGAUUGCUUCUCCACGGUGACGCCUGUGAGUGGGAGAAGACAGUGUUUGUGCCCUACCAGCUGGGCAGGGGUUUGCUGAGCCUCAACAGUGUACUGGACCCUAUACUUUAUACGUUCCUGAGGAGUGACUUCAGGGCGGCUGCGGGCCAUUACCUGCCCUGCCUGAGGAGAAUGCAGGAGUCUGUAUGCAGGACUGUGAGUCAUCAGAGGACCAACACUCAGACCCCUAGUACUCUCUCAGAUCACUCUGAUUCUAUCUAAACCCAAACCAGACAUUUGUAACAUACCUGUACAGGAUGUACAGUACCUAGCUAGAUGCUAUCUGC
Messenger RNA from Oncorhynchus mykiss (rainbow trout), 1126 nucleotides. RefSeq names its product G protein-coupled receptor LPSenhR-1. Lineage: Eukaryota; Metazoa; Chordata; Actinopteri; Salmoniformes; Salmonidae. Gene Ontology annotation, biological process: G protein-coupled receptor signaling pathway. The record is from RefSeq and is marked provisional. Gene Ontology annotation, cellular component: membrane. Gene Ontology annotation, molecular function: G protein-coupled receptor activity.